Messenger RNA from Caenorhabditis auriculariae, 2435 nucleotides. The record is from the annotation of a GenBank genome assembly. NCBI's taxonomy places the organism in Eukaryota, Metazoa, Nematoda, Chromadorea, Rhabditida, Rhabditidae.
AUGAAGCUUGACCUCGAGCCGUCAUUCGAAAACGAGGGCAAAACGUACAGGACGUACGACGAGGCGGCCGAGGACCCUGUUCAGUUGCGCGUCCGCAAUCACUACUACAACCAGCAUCGUCUGCAGACCGUCGACUUCGUCAAGUCUAUGGUGAGAUUGUUUGAGAAAGUCCACAUGUAUAAGACACUAUUGACCGUUGGCUGAUGUUGAUAUUGACGACUUGCUACUUUUUUUUAAUGAGAUUGGGGAAGUUUUUCGUCCUCAAUGUGUUUUUAAAUAAUAUUCUUGCAAAACUUUUUUUAGGAACAACAGAAGAAAAGAAUGAAGACUUCCUGUAUUCAAACCUUGUUCUCACAAGUCAAAAAAAGUAGUUCUUCUUCUUCAAAAACCUCAAAAAAAGUUAUCAGAAUUUAUAUAGAAAUAAAAAAUCAAAAUUCGAAAAAGUUCAAAGGAAAAUUGAAUUCAUUAAAACAGAAGUCUUUCUGGUUCUCUAGCAUGAAUUCCUGACCUUUCACCUUCGGUAUCAAACUCAAAAUGAAGGUCGUUUCUCUUCAAAUAUCUCUCUCCCAUCUUUUUUCAAACCGGAACGUUACACAGCCAACUGUCUUCGCAAGAAAUAAAACUUUAUUUCUUUUUUGUAGCACAAGAAAUGGCUCAAAUUCUCACACGCCAAGAUGCCAAUCCUGGAAUGUUUGGACAUUCUUUCGAGCUUUCUUGAUGAGUCCGAUCCCGACGUGAGUUAUUUCUUUUAUCAUCUUAAAAAGAAACUCGUUCGCUAGUUGCGUUAAAUAAUAGAGAACGUCACAGACAGUUCGAAAAUUUCGAGUUAGAGUAUAUCAAAAAAGGACUUCUUCCAAAGUCUAUUCACAGACUGAGAGGUUCUAAACAAGGUGACAAAGAAAAGAAACAUUUCUUGAUUAUCAGUUCAUCAAUAAGUUUUCUAACAAAACAAAGUCUGACUGUUCGCAAAGACAAGUGGGAAGAAUUCAGGUCGACGAGGCCAACCUCUUCCACGCCUAUCAGACGGCGGAGCGGAUCCGGAAAGCGCAUCCGGACAAGCCUUGGAUGCACUUGGCCGGCCUGGUCCACGACCUCGGCAAGGUGAUGAGCGUCUGGGGCGAGGAGCAGUGGGCUGUCACCGGUACUCAUUGAAUAAAGAGAAGAAAACCAUAUUUCGAUUCAGGAGACACGUAUCCAGUUGGAUGUGCUCCAUGUCCGACAAUCGUUUACGGCCUGAAGAGUUUCGACGGGAACCCCGAUUUGGAGGACAAUCGGUACAAGUAAGUACUAUUCAGACUUGAAAUUGAUGAAACUAUGGUUUUCUGUGGUGACUAGAAGAAUAAGUUUUGAUGGAAAGCUCAAAAGCUGAGCUGGAUCUACUCACUCCUUUUUUUUUACAAAUCUUCAACGAAAACGGUGAAUAGGCGUUGAAAAACACCUAUGAGCAAAAAUUACAAAGUUGAAAUUUCUCAGUUAUUUUUAAAUAUAAACCGUUUCAAAAAAAAAAUCGCAAAAUACCUGUUUUCAAAUAGUUCCAAUAAUUAUCAAAUUGACUGAUUCAAUAUUUCCAGCACCCAAAAAUGGAAUCUACGAAAAAAACUGCGGAAUCGACAACUUGCUUAUGACGUGGAGUCAUGAUGAGUACAUGUAUCAGGUUCGUUUUAUUAAAAAUGAAAUAUUAUUUCCUGAUUCGAAAAGGAAAAAAAUGAUUUCAAAAAAAUUCAAACGAAAAAAAAUAUGAAAAAAAUUUCAUACAAUAGUUUGAUCCCUGAAGUUCUUUGAAAAACUCACAGGCUUUCGCCAAAGAUUGCAUAUCCUUUUAUAAAAUAGACUGAAAAGCUUCUGAACUAAUUGAAUACUUUCCCUACAAACCGGAAAAUUCGGAAAUUCACAGGUACUCAAAAAUCACGGGUCGACGUUGCCCGAAGAGGCUCUGUACGCCAUUCGAUUCCACUCCUUCUAUCCCUAUCAUUCUCACGGCGGCUACAAACAAUUCGAGAGUCUUGAAAACGAGAAAAUGAAGCCGGCAAUCAUGAUGUUGAAGUAAGUUCCGCUUCUGGUUUUUUUUCAAAGGUGACUGACUAAAGAGUAAAAAAAUGUGACAAGUCCAAGCGAUUCCCAUUUUUUUUUUCAAAUAUCGCCUAAAGUUUUAAUUUUGAAUAAUAUUUUGCUAUCGAUUGCUGCUUCACUCUUCUACUUUACAGCUCUCUAUGUGAAAUUAUCCCUUUAAACCUGCGAUUCGUUCAAAAAAAAAAAAUCAAAAAAAAGUUCAAAAUCGAAAAAAAGAAGGCGUACCUCAAAACCGUGAAAAGUUAUCAUAUUGCAGCGACUGCGACCUCUACUCGAAAAACGACGAGACGCCGAAUAUCGAAAAUCUCAAGCCUUAUUACCAAUCCCUAGUCGAUCAAUAUAUUCCGGGUGACGUCGCUUGGUGA